Oryctolagus cuniculus (rabbit) is the source of this 1165-nucleotide messenger RNA. NCBI's taxonomy places the organism in Eukaryota, Metazoa, Chordata, Mammalia, Lagomorpha, Leporidae. The record is from RefSeq and is a predicted model, not a curated record.
CCGGCUUCGCGGCGCAUGCGGCUGCAGCGCGACAGGGGCGGGGCCGCGGCCGUAAAGCAGUGCGCGGGGUCCCCGUGGCGUCUAGGCGGCUACAGACGCCCUUGGAAGUUCUUGGCCGGGCAGGUCAUGGCGGGGUCCGUACGGGGCGGUGGGGCCAGGGCCCUGGACCUACUGCGGGCUUUACCGCGUGUGAGCCUGGCCAACUUAAAACCUAAUCCCGGCUCCAGGAAACCGGAGAGACGGCCAAGAGGUCGGAGAAGAGGUAGAAAAUGUGGCAGAGGCCAUAAAGGAGAAAGACAGAGAGGAACCCGGCCCCGACUAGGCUUUGAGGGAGGCCAGACUCCAUUUUACAUCCGAAUCCCAAAAUACGGGUUUAAUGAAGGACACAGCUUCAGACGCCAGUAUCAGCCUCUGAGUCUCAAUAGACUGCAGUAUCUUAUAGAUUUGGGACGAGUUGACCCUACGCAACCUAUUGACUUAACCCAGCUUGUCAAUGGGAGAGGUGUGACCAUCCAGCCCCUCAAAAGGGAUUAUGGUGUCCAGCUGGUAGAGGAGGGUGCUGACACCUUCAAGGCAAAAGUUAAUAUUGAAGUACAGAUGGCUUCAGAACUAGCCAUUGCUGCAAUCGAGAAGAACGGCGGUGUUGUCACUACAGCCUUCUAUGACCCGAGAAGUCUGGAAAUUCUGUGCAAACCUGUUCCAUUCUUUCUGCGUGGACAACCCAUCCCAAAGCGAAUGCUUCCACCUGAAGCACUGGUGCCUUACUACACUGAUGCCAAAAACCGUGGUUAUCUGGCAGAUCCUGCCAAAUUUCCUGAAGCAAGACUUGAACUCGCCAGGAAGUACGGCUAUAUUUUACCUGAUAUUACUAAAGAUGAACUCUUCAAAAUGCUCAGUACUCGAAAGGAUCCAAGGCAGAUUUUCUUUGGUCUUGCCCCAGGAUGGGUGGUAAAUAUGGCAGAUAAGAAAAUCCUGAAACCUACAGAUGAGAAUCUCCUCAAAUACUAUAGUUCAUGAAUUCCAGAAGAGACCAAACCAUAAAGAUUUCUCAUUGCAUUUUCCUAAUAUAUAAUUCUUGAGAUGUUGAUGUCAGUUUUCAGAACAAUCGUCUGUUUUUUCAUUUUCACCUAAAAUUAAAAUAAAACUGCAGGAAGCAGGGACUCCA